AUGCUAAGGAAGGCACGAUUUCCCCUUGCCCCUCAUGCAGUCAAUCAACCACCAUCACCACCAUCAUCACCACCACCCAAGUGGUAUGUCAAUUCCAUAUCAAGAGAGAAGCUUGCUGAGUUCAAUCAGUUUGUCCAAACUCUUCCAGCCAGCAUGUCUUUCCAAACAGCUUGGCGCCACUACCCAUUCACCACCUUCUUCCACAACUGCAAGGAGACACCUGAGGACAUAAAGAGCUUUUUGAGAAAGCUAAAGUUCAGCCAACCUUCAAGACCCUCUACAAGAUUGAAGACCCAGGUCAAUUCUCUAUUCCCUGUCAAGUAA
This is a messenger RNA of Microthlaspi erraticum, 324 nucleotides long. NCBI's taxonomy places the organism in Eukaryota, Viridiplantae, Streptophyta, Magnoliopsida, Brassicales, Brassicaceae. The record is from the annotation of a GenBank genome assembly.